Molecule: messenger RNA, 2640 nt
Organism: Amorphotheca resinae ATCC 22711
Lineage: Eukaryota; Fungi; Ascomycota; Leotiomycetes; Helotiales; Amorphothecaceae
Exons: 3
Coding region: 1-2640 (879 amino acids)
Biological process (GO): calcium ion transmembrane transport; intracellular calcium ion homeostasis
Cellular component (GO): membrane
Molecular function (GO): calcium ion binding; calcium channel activity
Source: RefSeq, a predicted model, not a curated record
AUGAGUUUAGAAGCCGGUAUUCCCCUCACCAAAAUUCGCACAGCUUCGUCCACCGGCGGCCGCAAGAAGGGUGACACCAUUGCCCAGUACGCCUCGAACGCCCCGUUGAACGAGUCGAACGAAGAGGAGAAGAAUGGCUUCUUUGCGCGGGGACCAGCCGGACGGAGGAAGACGGCUCCGAAGAGGAGGGGCACCGAUGGCGAGGAAAUAAAAGUCAAUUCGCUCGGCCGCUUAUACAACAAGAUAGUCAACUUCUCCGUCGUCACACGCUACUUCGUCUACGUCUUCCCCGUUGCGGCGUGCAUUGCCGUCCCCAUCAUCAUUUUUGCCAUUCGAGAUCCCAACGCUCUGUUCUGGGGGACCGGCGUCAAGGUAUGGCUCUUCUGGACCUGGAUCGAGGUCGUCUGGCUCUCGCUCUGGGUCUCGAAGCUGGCAGCCAAGUUGGUCCCAUACGUUUUCAUGUUCCUCUGCGGCGUCGUGAGCUCCGGCACCCGCAAGUACGCCCUGAUGUUGAAGGCGGUCGAGAUGCCGAUGAGUUUGGUGGGGUGGGCACUCACGAGCCUCGUUACGUUCACGGCGCUCACAGCCCCGCAUCUCAAUUUCGGUAACAGCUUUCGCUGGAUUACGGUGAUGAAGAAUCUGCUGGGGCCGGCCCUCAUUGGAUCCGUCAUCUUCCUGAUUGAGAAACUGCUCAUUCAGCUCAUCAGUAUCAACUAUCAUCGGAGAUCGUUCCACGGGAGGAUCAAGGACUCCAAACAUUCCAUUUACUUGCUGGGGCUGCUCUACGAGGCCUCGAGAAGCUUGUUCCCUAUGUAUUGCCGCGAGUUCCUGGAGGAGGACUAUAUGAUCAAUGACAGCAUCGAGGCCCAUGUUGCCAAGAGGAUCCACAGGAGAUCGGGAUCUGCAACUCCGUUGAAGCUGAUCGGCAACGUGGGGAGGAUAGGGGGUAGGGUCACAUCUGUCUUUGGAAAUAUUGCAUCCGAGAUCACCGGCAAGCAGAUACUAAAUCCUCACUCGUCACAUUCCGUGGUUUUGCAGGCUCUAGAGAAGACCACAUCGUCUGAAGCCUUGGCAAGAAGAAUAUGGAUGUCAUUCGUGGUUGAGGGAAAGGAGGCUCUAUAUCCCGAGGAUAUCCAAGAAGUCCUCGGUCCGGAUCGGAAAGAAGAGGCUGAUGAAGCCUUCGCAGCUCUCGACAGUGAUGGGAAUGGCGAUGUUAGUUUGGAUGAAAUGAUCAUGAAGGUUGUUGAGGUAGGGAGAGAUCGGAAAGCCAUCAAUUCAAGCAUGCGAGACGUUGGACAAGCUAUCGGUGUUCUAGAUCAUGUUGUUUCAGUGAUCCUCUUGAUCCUUAUCUUCUUCAUGUUUGUCGCCUUCCAGGACACCAACUUCGUCACAACCCUCGCAACAGCCGGUACAACCCUUCUCUCCAUGUCCUUUGUCUUCGCGGUCACAACUCAAGAAUUCCUCGGCUCCUGCAUAUUCCUCUUCGUCAAGCACCCCUAUGAUGUCGGUGACCGCGUCGAUAUCGUGGGGCCUACAGCAGAAUGUUUGGUGGUCGAGCAGAUCUCCUUGCUCUUUACCGUCUUCAAACGUAUCGACAACAUGAAGCUAGUGCAGGUCCCGAACAUCGUACUCAACACCCUCUGGAUUGAAAACAUCACUCGCUCCAAGGCUAUGAAGGAGCAGCUCGAUAUGUUCAUCUCCUUUGAUACUUCCCUCGAAGAUAUCGAAACCCUACGCAAGGAGAUGGAAGCCUUUGUUCGAAGUCCAGAGAACUCCCGCGAUUUCCACCCCGAGCUCAUCAUCGAGGCCACCGGAAUUGGCAACAUGGACAAACUUCAGCUCAAAGUCGAGAUCCGCCACAAGUCGAACUGGCACAACGAGACGGUUCGGGCGGCACGAAGAUCGAAAUUCAUGUGCGCUCUCGUCCUUGCUUUGCGCAAAGUCCCCAUCUAUGGUCCAGGAGGUGGCGGCGAGCCUCUCGGCGGCCCCACGAACCCGGGAUACUCUGUUGCAGUGUCUGACGAUUGGGCUGCCGAAGCGAGAGACAAAGCAGCGAAGAAGAAGGAAGAGCGCCGUCUCAUCCCUACUACCACCGAACCCUCUUCUCCAGAAGAAGAAGAAGAGGCCAAAGAAGAAGGAGUUCUGGGAUCCGCCCCCGAAGAAGCCGCUGCUCAGGCCCUCAAUUCCCGAAGACCCAUGUCAGAUCUACGGGAUAUAGAUGUGGCUGAUGACGACGAUACGGUCGAGACGAGCCUCGAACGCGCCCGAUCGACCAAAAUCGAUAACCUUCGCCAAAGCCUCCUGAAGCGCGAAAGUACCCGCGGCCGUAGAAAGCGCGGCGAGACAGCCCCUCAGGUACCCACCUCCCCCGAAGCCGGGGUGAGCCUCGCACAGUCCAGUGCCCAGGGUGACACGGCCUACUAUGGUCGGGAUCGUGACAACACUGAUGAGGAGGCGGAACUGGGCAUGACGGAACUGCCGGUCGGGGGUUAUGAGAGCGAGGCGUACGACUCGUACUCGCCACCGCGCCCGCGACCCCCUAUUGCCAUACCCACGCACGGAAGCUUGCGGAGAUUGAGUUUGGGAUUCAAGAAUGCAGGGCCGGCGAGACAGACGCGGGAGGAGCGGGAGGAAGAAUGA